This is a messenger RNA of Drosophila ananassae, 1240 nucleotides long. RefSeq names its product nucleoside diphosphate-linked moiety X motif 19. Gene Ontology annotation, molecular function: hydrolase activity, acting on acid anhydrides, in phosphorus-containing anhydrides. The coding region runs from base 94 to 1179 and encodes 361 amino acids. Gene Ontology annotation, cellular component: mitochondrion. The record is from RefSeq and is a predicted model, not a curated record. Lineage: Eukaryota; Metazoa; Arthropoda; Insecta; Diptera; Drosophilidae. The transcript has 2 exons.
AACACUUUGGGAAUAGUUUAUUUUUGAUUUGAGAAGCAAGUACGAAGGUUGUGGACAUCGAUCAUGGAAUAUUUGUGGACUGGACUAUAGACGAUGGUUGCUCAUAAAAAAAAUGGAAUGUAUAGACCCUCUGCCAGCCUAAUACUGGCUGCCAGGGAGGACCCCUCGGCUGAAUAUGACUACAGUUUACUGCUGAUUAAACGCUCGGAGCGCACUUCAUAUGCUUUAAAUCACUGUGUAUUCCCAGGUGGGGUGCUGGAUCCGGAGGAUGAAUCUUCAGAUUGGCUAAACUAUUUCCGGUCAUUUGGUGUCUCCGAUGAACACCUCACGUCCCUUACCCAAGCUCAACAAACUCCUAGGCCGAAGUUUUUAACUGGUGGAGAGCAUUUUUCCAGAGAUGUAGCACUAAGGCUCACUGCUCUCCGAGAAACUUUUGAGGAGGUUGGCCUCUUAAUCUGCACCAGCCAAGAGACUUUCAACAAAUGGGAUUACAAAGAUGGACAACCGAGGACUUUGCUCCUAGAGCCAAGCGAUCGUUCCGAGUGGCAAAACAAAGUGCACAACAACCCCAGUGAGUUUCUAGAGCUUUGUCGGCAGUUCAAUGUCAUUCCCAAUCUGUGGACUCUGCAGGAAUGGUCUGUGUGGAGAACAGCAGCCACUGCCUCCCGUAAAUACGACACUGUCUACUAUGUGACUGUUUUGGAAGAGCAGUCAGAGAAAGUAAGCCUGCUAUUAGAGCCAGAGGAGGUAGACUCAGCCCACUGGAUGAGCCCGUCGAAAGCUUGGUGUCGUUCCCAGGACGGAACUAUUUGGCUUCCAUUUACUCUUCUCUACGAUACUGCCCGUCUAAUGAACCUUCGUAGAAGGCAAGAGCUUCUGGACUUCGUUCAGGAAAGAAUCAUUCAUGGUAGCACAUUGGUGCAGCCCGUCUACUACCGUUGCAGUGACUGCAUGUUCGGGGUGCUUCCUGGGGACGAACGCUAUCCAAGUGAGCCCGGAAGCUGCACGCAAUCAAUAAUUCUGCCUGAAUCUAUUGAAGAAAUCAAUUUAAAAACCAAGCAAUAUAACCGCUACAUCGUGUAUAACUUCCACAAGGUUGUGCUGGCUUCCAAUGUCCCACCCAAUGAUGGUCACCUCCAGUUGCAGUCGCAUGUGAACACCAAGCUGGCAAAGUUGUAGUGCAAAAGUCGGAGAUAUUGUAAAGUUUGGGUAAAAAUAUAUUUCUGUUGCCUAUGAUUAA